AAAGUAGCUAAACCCCUGCCCCUCAAAGCCCAAGGGUUUAUACAAUCUUCUAUCAAUGUCUCCAAUUCUGAAGAAUUAAACGAAAUUAAAACACUCCAUUAAUGGCGGCCUCAAAGCUUUCUUCACUAGCUGCUAUAGCUGCUGCAGCUACUUCCUAUUCUUUAUCAUCAUCAUCAUCAUCGUCUAAUCGUGCUUAUGCCGACGGUCCGUUCCGAUUCAAUCCGUUUUCUUCUCCGCCGCCGCCGCCGCCGCCUGAAGCUUCCGAUUCCGAGCCUAAGUCUGAAGUUGAGGUUUCCAAAGGCGGUUUCGAUGCCGAGUCGCUGGAGAGAGGCGCUAAAGCUCUAAGAGAGAUUAAUAGCUCUCCCUAUAAAAAACAGGUGUUUGAAGUGAUGGGGAAACAGGAGCAAUGUCGUCUCGCGGAAUUGGAGGCCGAGAAGAUUCAUCACAAUGCUAUCCAGUCGUAUGCUGAUAUUGAGAGGCAGAGAAAGCUGUCCGAAGAACAGAGGAACUUGGUACAACAACAAUCUCAGAAUAAGGCCCAAAUGUUGCGGUAUGAAGACGAAUUGGCUAGAAAAAGAAUGCAGACAGAUAAUGAAGCUCAAAGACACCAUAAUGCUGAGUUAGUUAGAAUGCAAGAACAGUCUUCUAUACGAAAAGAACAAGCUAGACGAGCAACUGAAGAGCAAAUUCAAGCUCGGCAAAGACAAACUGAGAAAGAGAGAGCUGAAAUAGAACGAGAAACUAUUAGAGUAAAGGCAAUGGCUGAGGCCGAAGGUCGGGCUCAUGAAGCUAAACUGACUGAAGACCAUAAUAGGAGGAUGCUUCUUGAAAAGGUGAACGGCGAAAGAGAAAAGUGGCUUGCUGCAAUCAACACAACUUUUAGUCACAUUGAAGGGGGCUUCAAAGUCUUGCUCAACGAUAGGAGUAAACUGAUCAUGACGGUCGGUGGUGCAACUGCAUUGGCUGCAGGAGUUUAUACAACAAGGGAAGGAGCAAGAGUUACUUGGGGUUAUAUUAAUCGGAUACUUGGCCAGCCAUCACUGAUAAGAGAAUCAUCGAUGACAAAAUUUCCAUGGUCAGGCACGGUAUCCCAAGCAGCACGUAAAGUUUUUAAGAAAACAGCAACGCCUGGCGAAAACCAGUCUAAGUUUGGGAAUAUUAUACUUCACCCUUCACUGCAAAGAAGAAUACAACAUCUUGCUCGAGCUACUGCAAAUACCAAGUCUCACCAGGCACCUUUUCGUAACAUGCUCUUUUACGGGCCUCCUGGUACGGGCAAAACAAUGGUGGCUAGGGAGAUUGCUCAAAAAUCGGGUUUGGAUUAUGCUAUGAUGACAGGAGGAGAUGUUGCUCCACUAGGUGCACAAGCUGUUACGAAGAUCCAUGAGAUAUUUGAUUGGUCUAAAAAGUCGAACAAAGGUUUACUUCUUUUUAUAGACGAGGCUGAUGCAUUCUUGUGCGAGCGUAACAGCAUACAUAUGAGUGAAGCCCAGAGAAGUGCUCUCAAUGCUUUACUUUUCCGAACUGGUGACCAGUCAAGAGACGUGGUCCUUGUACUUGCCACAAAUAGACCAGGUGAUCUUGAUAGUGCAAUCACGGAUCGUAUUGAUGAAGUGAUUGAGUUCCCACUUCCUCAGGAGGAGGAACGCUUCAAACUCUUGAAUCUGUAUUUGAACAAGUACCUAUCCAGUGAAGAUGUCUCAACGUCGAAGUGGGGUCCCAUAUUUAGGAAGCAAUCUAAGAAGAUUACUGUAAAGGAUUUGUCUGAGGAUAUUAUCAGAGAGGCUGCCAGGAAGACAGAAGGGUUCUCUGGUAGGGAAAUAGCAAAAUUAAUGGCCAGCGUGCAAGCGGCUGUAUAUGGCCGCCCUGAUUGUGUAUUGGAUUCAGAGCUGUUUAAGGAGAUAGUGGACUACAAAGUUGCAGAACAUCAACAGAGAAUAGAUCUUGCAGCUGAAGGUGGACUUCCGGUAUAGAGUGAGGAUCUGAAAAAGAGAAGGUUAGAGUAGUUACUGAAAUUGAAAUCUUAGAGAGCUCGUUUUCUUUGUUUUGGUAAAUUAAGAUGUUUAAAAAUUAUAUAAUGUGGUUCAUUUUCUUCAAAAGGCGUAUUACUUUGCGAUAUAAGGGACCUGAUUCCUUCUUCAAAUCAUACUAAACUGGAAUCUCUGCAAGUAGUCAAUUAUGACCUUUUCUUAUUCAUCAACGAAGUGGUAUAUUUUAGUGUA
Daucus carota subsp. sativus is the source of this 2222-nucleotide messenger RNA. RefSeq lists its product as uncharacterized. Gene Ontology annotation, cellular component: mitochondrion. Gene Ontology annotation, biological process: mitochondrion organization. The coding region runs from base 102 to 1973 and encodes 623 amino acids. The record is from RefSeq and is a predicted model, not a curated record. Gene Ontology annotation, molecular function: zinc ion binding; ATP binding; ATP hydrolysis activity. The transcript has 8 exons. NCBI's taxonomy places the organism in Eukaryota, Viridiplantae, Streptophyta, Magnoliopsida, Apiales, Apiaceae.